AUGGCGUGCAUAACGGUUAAGGGGCUGGAUGCACGGCCUUUGCCUGAGGUGUGUUCCAGGGAUCUGACGACAGUGGAGGUGAUGACAACUGGCAGUGCUGGAGGCACCAGGAGGCUCAUCAUUUGCUCGGCCUACUUUCCGCACGGAGAAGGGAUGCCGCCAUCGGAACUCUUCAGGCUGGUAGACCUCUGCCAGAGGGAAGGACUGCCAUUGCUGAUGGGAUGUGAUGCCAAUGCGCACCAUACUAUAUGGGGGAAUACCGACACGAAUGAAAGGGGAAGAAAGUUGCUGGAGUACCUGGUAACUACUGACCUGGUUUUGAACAGAGGUAAUAAACCCACCUUUUGCGUGGCAGGGAGAAGUGAGGUGUUAGGCCUCACUCUCUGCUCACGUGAAUCCGUGCGAGAGGUGAGGGAAUGGAAGGUGUCGGAUGAGCCCUCGCUCUCCGACCACAGGCUAAUAACCUUUAGACUUUCAGAUCUCAAAGUGGAGGUCAAGAAGGUGACGAAUCCAAAGAGGACCGACUGGGACUCCUGUCAGAGGAACCUGGGAAGAAAUCUCAGGGAUUUUCCCAAGAGGACAGUUACCAGCAAUAGGGAAACUCCCUGGUGGAACCCACGACUGCAGAAUCUCAACGUUCGAAGAGCCUGGAAUAAAGCGAGGUACACGGGCCGACCCUCCGACUGGGAUCUUUACAGGAAAACCCAGAAGGAUUACAGAGAUUCUGUGGUGGAGGCGAAGAAGAAGAGCUGGAGGGAUUUCUAUGAGUCGGUGGAGGGAAUACCGGCUACCGCCAGGCUUUUCAGGUUCCUAUCCACGAACCCGGAGACAGCGUUGGAAGCAGUUCGAAUGUCGGACGGCAUCAUGGCAUCCGGGGAGAGAUGCCUGGUGCAGCUUCUGGAGACCAACUUUCCUGGUUUCCAGAAGGGUGUGGAUAGGUGCUGGGAAGUUGACGUGAGCCCCUUUGGGGCAUGUGCCAACGACUGGAAAUUAGCGGCCGAAAUUGUGAGGUCAAGCAAAGUCAGAUGGGCGAUUGGCUCUAUCCAACCAUUCAAGUCGGUGGGGCCCGAUAUUGUGUUUCCGGCUCUCCUUCAGAGAGGGCUGGAGCAAGUGAUUGAGCCCCUCACAAUGGUGCUGGGAGCCUGUCUGGCCCUUGGGUACACCCGCCAGGCGUUGAGAAAGGCGCAAGUCGUCUUUAUCCCCAAGACAUUAGAAAAGCUGGUCGACGUAUACAUCAGGGAUUGUGUGCUGGCUCGGUAUCCGUUGCACGCCGAGCAGCAUGCCUAUCGGGCUGGCCACUCGAGAAUACCGGCUCUCCACUCGGUUAUCUAUAAAAUUGAAAAGCAGUUCCAGCAAGGAGGCUUUUUGGUAGGCACUUUCCUGGAUUUUGAGGAGGCCUUCAACAACACCCCACAUGAGGUAGUGUGUGCCGAGGCAGCAAAGCGGGGCGUACCGAUGAAUCUCGUGAAGUGGAUCCUGGGAAUGCUUAGACGUCAAGUGACGACAUCUCUGCGUACGCUGAGUGUAGAAGGAUGGGUGAGGAGAGGCUGUCCCCAAGGGGGGGUCCUCUCAACAUUCCCGUGGUGCUUAGUAGCGGAUAGGUUGCUUGAAGAGCUUAAUGGCAAAGGCUUCAAGACAAUCGGCUGCACCUGGAGGCGGUGUGUAGGAAGGCCUGUACAUACUUCUGGCUGUACAGAAGAACCUUUGGGCAAACCUGGGGCUUCAGCCGGACAGGGUGUUUUGGCUAUACUCAGCGGUGCUUCGGCCAAGAUUGCUCUAUGCUGCUGUGGUCUGGCGGCCAAGGACACAGUUGGCGGAGACUCGAGCAUCGCUGGAACGCGUCAGGGCUCUUAUUCUAAGAGGGGCUCUGGGAGCAAUGAGGACAAUGCCGGUGGCACCAAUGGGAGGGCUGCUUGGCAUCGAACCAAUCCAUCUUGCGAUAGUGGCGGCAGCGGCGACCACUGCGUAUAG
This is a messenger RNA of Trachymyrmex cornetzi, 1971 nucleotides long. RefSeq lists its product as uncharacterized. The transcript has 4 exons. The record is from RefSeq and is a predicted model, not a curated record. Bases 1 to 1971 code for a protein of 656 amino acids. Gene Ontology annotation, molecular function: catalytic activity. Lineage: Eukaryota; Metazoa; Arthropoda; Insecta; Hymenoptera; Formicidae.